This is a messenger RNA of Protopolystoma xenopodis, 378 nucleotides long. The record is from the annotation of a GenBank genome assembly. NCBI's taxonomy places the organism in Eukaryota, Metazoa, Platyhelminthes, Monogenea, Polystomatidea, Polystomatidae.
AUGGAGGAUGAGGAUUCUAUGUUCAACUCUAAAAUGUACUUGGACUGCGCACAAAUAACGUUCCACGACAAAAGCGCCAACAUUCACUGUGAUUUCUUCUCUUUCGUCGGCUCCAUCCUGGCAUUGCUCAUGAUUCCGACGGUUGCUUUGGGGAUCAUCUUCAAUUGUAUGCUUUUCGCCGCCUUGUACCUGACCAUAAAGCGCUCAGCCAAGUUGUCCACCAUAUCGAUGGCAUUCUGUACCAUGGAAAUCCUCUACAUGGUACAAUUUGGCAUAGUUGAUGGCUACUCUACGCGUGGCCUGCCCUGGCUCGGCUUCACGGGCAGGUUCCUCGACGUGACGAGCGAAGCGCAUUGUAGAACCGUUUCACUGUGUCGG